Molecule: messenger RNA, 1031 nt
Organism: Gorilla gorilla gorilla (western lowland gorilla)
Lineage: Eukaryota; Metazoa; Chordata; Mammalia; Primates; Hominidae
Gene: SPATA31F3
Product: SPATA31 subfamily F member 3
Exons: 5
Coding region: 197-733 (178 amino acids)
Source: RefSeq, a predicted model, not a curated record
UCCAAGACAGUGAAAGACUAGGGAGAGGGAUGGCUAGUGAGGUUUAGAUCAUGUUGAGCCCUACCUUUGUUUUGUGGGAUGUUGGAUAUCCCUUAUACACCUAUGGAUCCAUCUGCAUUAUUGCAUUAAUUAUUUGGCAAGUGAAAAAGAGCCGCCAAAAAUUAAGCUUGGGACCUAACAGGAGCUGUUGCCGGAUAUGGGAAAAAAUGGUGUAGCAGCUUUGCAUUCUAAUGUUUUUGUCUUUACGUGUCACCGAAGAGUCCAGCAAAAGUCUGGAGAUAGAACAUCAAGAGCUAGGAGAACUUCACAGGAAGAAGCCGAGAAGUUGUGGAAGCUGCUGUUUCUCAUGAAAAGCCAGGGCUGGCUUCCUCAGGAAGGAAGUGUGCGGCGAAUCCUGUGUGCAGACCCCUGCUGCCAAAUCUGCAAUGUUAUGGCUCUGGAGAUUAAGCAAUUGCUGGCGGAAGCUCCAGAAGUUGGCUUGGAUAACAAGAUGAAGCUGUUUCUGCACUGGAUUAACCCUGAAACGAAAGAUCGAAGGCAUGAGGAAUCCAUUCUCCUUUCUAAGGCUGAGACAGUGACCCAAGACAGGACAAAAAACAUUGAGAAGAGUCCAACUGUCACCAAAGAUCAUGUGUGGGGAGCUACAACAGAGAAGACAACAGAGGACCCUGAGGCUCAGCCUCCUUCUACUGAGGAGGAAGGCCUGAUCUUCUGUGAUGCCCCCAGUGCCUAAAUAAUCUGCUCUAGCAACACUCCCUUCAGUCCAGCCAAUCCUGGGUCCUGUGCCACUCCUACAAAUGCUCCACACUCUGUCCUCAAAUGACUUGCGCCACUCAACCAGGAAAUCUAUCCCAGGUCUAACUCACCUCAGCAGAAGGCAUUGCUUUAUGCAAGAAUACCCAUCACAAGAAAAAGGAGUUCAUAGGUUCCUGAACCUCUGCAUCCCCCUGAAAAAGGCUUUCAUUGCCAUUUCCAUUAACAUGCAGGUGAAGCAGGGCAUUCUCCAAAUAUACUUUUUACCUUUAAGCAAA